This is a messenger RNA of Sinocyclocheilus grahami, 1555 nucleotides long. Its product is annotated as nicotinamide riboside kinase 2-like. NCBI's taxonomy places the organism in Eukaryota, Metazoa, Chordata, Actinopteri, Cypriniformes, Cyprinidae. The record is from RefSeq and is a predicted model, not a curated record. The transcript is spliced from 8 exons. Bases 543 to 1148 code for a protein of 201 amino acids.
AAUAUAUAUAUAAAUAAGCAAAACCUCCAGAGCAAAUUUAUGCAUGAAUUUUGAUUUAUGAAUGUUAAGUGUUUAUUCCUUUACCUGCGUUUAUUCACGUCCUUCAUUUCGGCAGUGUUUGUAAUGCGUGUUAAACACAAAUUAUGCUAUGUGCUAGCUGGCAUGAUUUGUUGGUAUAUUUCCACUCUUUAAUUGCCCCUCAGAGCUGCGCCGUCGCCUCGAUCUGCCCCCACCUCGCGCGCGACCCGCUGACAGACACGGAGCGACAGGUGCGACGGCGGAGCAGGUGCCAAUAUGCAAAUGAGCAGGACGGCUCAAACGCUGAUUGGUUCCCCGAGAGCGGCUUUAUUGGCAAGCGACUCGUGUCUACGUCACGCAAAGCCGGGCCGCCUAUAUAAUGAAGGCGAAAGACUAGUCCAUCAAUGAAAUAGUAAAGAGAGGGAGAGAGGAGAGAGAGACCGAAAGCAUUCCCGACUGUAAUUAAAGGAAGCGAUUCCUUUGCUAGUGUCCUACCGCGAAGACCAAGAUCAGAAAGGAUCAGAAUGAAGUUUAUUAUUGGAAUAGGAGGUGUGACCAAUGGAGGCAAGACGACUUUGACGGGAAGACUCAUAAAGAACUUACCAAACUGUUGUGUUGUACAUCAAGAUGAUUUUUUCAAGCCCCAAGAUCAAAUAGAGCUCGGGGAGGACGGCUUUAAACAAUGGGAUGUGAUUACCGCCUUGGACAUGGACGCCAUGGUGAACACGGUUAAAGGAUGGAUGGAGAACCCGGUGAAGUUUGCGCGCUCCCACGGCGUGACCGUUUCACCCGCAUCUGACGGCUCGGACCCUGAGCGUGAGAUCCACAUACUCGUUAUAGAGGGAUUUCUUCUUUAUAACUACAAGCCUUUGCUUGACGUCUACAGCAAGUGCUACUAUGUCACCAUUCCAUACGGGGAGUGCAAAAGGAGAAGAAGUAUGAGAACUUACACCGUUCCCGACCCUCCUGGUCUGUUUGAUGGCCACGUGUGGCCCAUGUACUUGAAACACAGGCUAGAGAUGGAAAACAGUGGCCAAGAUAUCCAAUAUCUGGAUGGAAUGAGAACAAAAGAUGAGCUCUAUAACCAAGUUUAUGAAGACAUUCAGAACUCCCUAUUGAAUGUUUUAUAGCAUCUCCGGUUGGAAUGAAGAUGUGUGUGUAUAGAAUUGUAAAUAGCUUCUGCCACUAGACGGAUUUUGUAAAUAAAUACUAACUUAUUUUAAAACUGAUGGCAAAAGCCUGUAAUUUUAUAUUGCUCUAUGUAACUUUGUUUUGUUAAAAGCAAGCAUUACUGUCUGGGAUGCCCAGAGACGAACAGUAUAUGGCAAUUAUGACUUUGUUUUCAUUUCACUGUAACCGAAGCUCUGCCAUCUUCAGUCAGAACAGACAUCUGUGUUGUGUUUUCAUUCUCAACAUUGGGACAUGCAUGGAAAACAUCUAACUUUUUAUGAUUGCAAUGUCUGGAUUAUGAUGGAGGAAUGAACAAAAUAUUUCAUCAAAUUUUUUAAUAAAAAUGUUGAAAUAAAAUACAGUAAAU